Messenger RNA from Rhodotorula toruloides NP11, 3897 nucleotides. Its product is annotated as serine/threonine protein kinase SepH. The transcript is spliced from 7 exons. The record is from RefSeq and is a predicted model, not a curated record. Bases 1 to 3897 code for a protein of 1298 amino acids. Gene Ontology annotation, biological process: protein phosphorylation. Gene Ontology annotation, molecular function: protein kinase activity; ATP binding. NCBI's taxonomy places the organism in Eukaryota, Fungi, Basidiomycota, Microbotryomycetes, Sporidiobolales, Sporidiobolaceae.
AUGGCCGCAGCCGCAGUCGCGACGAGCCCGACAACUCCCACCGCACCCAAGUCUCGGCUCUUCGGUCGUCCUGCGUCCGCCAAACCGGCCGAAUCCUCGUUCUCGCCUACUUCGCCGUGGUUUCUCUCGCGCUUCCCUGUGCUGGGGACGAGCUGGGCGGCUCGAGUGGGCGGCGAGUCCGCGGUCGACACGAAGCGCGAACGGCGGUUCUCCUUUGGCGUCGACAAGCCUGCUCGGCCUGGGGCGAAACCGUCGCUCCAGCGUGCACGGUUGGCGAGAACGUCGCUGAUGGCUGCUGCGCGCAAGAUGGCUGGCGGGACAAGAAGGAAGGAGGAGGGCGAGGCGGACGACUCGGGCUUGCGAAGCUACCGAGACAAGGCGCCGAUGUUCAUCAUGAGUUCGCCUGAGCUCGCCACGCCCGGUGAGGAGAAGGCGCAGUGGGACUUGCACGACGCUUCAACCACGACGAAGGAAGCGGAGGGACCGCAAAGCCCGAUGGUCAAGUGGGAUUCGUCAGUGACGAAUGGAGCGAAGUCGUCGUUCCUCCCGCUUUCGCCCGUCGACGGCCACUCACUCGUCCAGUCACACCACCUGUACACGCCUCGACAGUCGUCGGAAGAAUCUGCUGCCUCUCUCGAACCCCUCGACCGCUCGACUCCUCCUCUCGUCGCUCCAUCCGCCUUUCGCCGCGCCCGCUCACCGAAAGCGCUGUGGAACCCUCCAUCGCUCCCUACACCGCCGCCGUCGUCUCCCGAGCCGGUCAACCGUUCGGCAUCGCGCUCGCCGCCUGUCGACGAGGAAACCCGGCAGGCUUUCCGCGCCGAAGCGCUUGCCAAGUUGACGAGUCCGACGCCGACGCAGACAAGAUUUCCUGACGACCUCACCUCUUUCCCUUUCCCCGCUGUCGAACAGCACGCCACGCCGCCCCGCCCAACCCGCCCGCCGCCCGCUCUUCCGACGCCUGACCCGCCGACGCAGAGCUCGACUUCGCUCAUCCUCCCGCUGCCCUCGGCACGCAACAGUCUCUCCGCAGCCGACCUCGCCCCCUCUCCUCCUGCACUCGUUCGCUCAUACUCGGUCGGACUGCAUCCAGAGCCGGUACAGCUCGAUAUCGACUUUCGAGGCCGGCUCGUUCGAGCUCGCAACUCGCACCCGGCGGGCUCGUCACCGGCCCUGACGGUCUCUUCGACGGGCUCGUCGUCUCCCGGCAGCAGCCGCAUCUCGGAUUGGCGGCCGAGUACCGGCUCGCGCAAGAGCAGCGACACGAGCGUGACUGCGUCAGCUCAGAGCUGCGAUCAGCCGUCGAACGACCAGCAGACCGGGCUUUACGCCUUGUCCAGCGACCGCCGUGUCGUCGAGUCGGCCAUCGAUGUGCUCGCCGUGGUCGAGGAGGACGAGCCGCCCUUUCCCGCCUCGCCGCUCUUGCGACCGAAACGCUCUCCGACGAAGCGUGGCGACAGCGACUUGCCACAUCGGCGCCCGUCGCGGGGAGAGAAACGCAUCAGCCUCGACGGGUCCUUGCCUGUGCAGGCGAAACCGGACGUCGUCGUCGUCUCGCGUCAACGGCAUCGUUCGCUCGCGCCUAUUCCAUCGGCCACGAAGCCCCCUCUGCGCCCCUACCGCCUCAGCACCACUGACAGGACCUUCAGCUCCGGCGCAGUCGUCGAGCCCACUCCCUCUGAGCGGGAGCAGCUCGGCCUCUCCGCAUCCAGCAAUGCGAACCCGUCCACCUCCCCCGCCGCAGACCUCCUCACCCGCCCUCUGAGUCCCUCACGCAUCGAACGGCCUCGAGCUGGAAAGCGGUACUUGUCGGAGCUUCACACUCCCGACUCUCGUCCCGUCUCUCCCUCCUCAGACAGAGACUACGGCAUCGGUCUCGGCUUCCCCUCCGGCCUGGUCAGCGGUAAGUCGAGCGUACGAACCCGCCACGAAAGUCUCGUUUUCAGUGGCGACGAAGACAUGGGCGGGGGAGAGUAUCGUCAGCGGCGAGUCAGCAGGCGGAUCUCGUCGGGCGCGGCGACGCGAACCAAGCUGGUGCUACGUGAGAAGGGCAAGCCGGUCUUGACCUACCAACUUGGCGAGUGCAUCGGUCGCGGCCAGUUCGGCUCGGUCUAUCGAGCACUCAACCUCAACACGGGCCAAGUCGUUGCCGUCAAGCGCAUUUCGCUCGAAGGCAAGAGCGAGAACGAGGUUGCCGAGCUCAGCAAUGAAGUCAAGCUGCUCAGGUCGCUUACGCACCCGGCGGUGGUCAAGUACGAAGGACUUGUCCGCACCGAGCACUACCUCAACAUCAUCCUCGAAUUUGCCGAAGGCGGCUCGCUCGAAAAGACGAUCAAGCAGUAUGGCCAGCUUCCCGAAUCGCUCGUCGCGGCCUACGUCCUCAAGAUGCUCGAAGGACUCGCCUACUUGCACGGCGAGGGCGUCGUACACUGCGAUCUCAAGGCUGCCAACGUCCUCUCGACGAAGAAUGGCAACAUCAAGCUGUCCGACUUUGGCGUGUCGCUCAACCUGAACGCGCUCAAGACGACUCGCGGCCUCGCCGCCGCGACGGAGGUGAACGGUACUCCGAACUGGAUGGCGCCCGAGGUCAUCUCGAUGCAAGGCGCGACGGCAGCAAGCGACAUCUGGUCUCUCGGCGCAACGAUCUGCGAGCUAGUCUCAGGUCGUCCGCCUUACGCCGAUCUGGUCGCCAUGAGUGCCAUGUUCCGCAUCGUCGAAGACGACUGUCCGCCGCUUCCGGAUGGCAUCUCGGCGGAGCUCGAGCGGUUCUUGCUACGUUGCUUCCGCAAGAACCCGCAGGAGCGGCCUACGGCAGACAAGCUGUUUGAGGAUCCAUGGUUGGUCAAGCACUCUAUUGGCCUGCAGUCGCGCCCGCAGGACUCGAUUCCCUUCCACCGCCGCAUCUCCUCCGACCACCGCCGCCCGCUCCUUUCGCUUCCCGCCACCCUCUCCUCCGCCGCGGCCUUCACCGACGACAUGUCUGACUCGCCAGUUCCGCUCGUGCCACCUGUUCUGCCUUUCGCGCUCGACGAGCCCGCGCCGAGGGACUCGCUCGACUCGGGCUACCGUGCCGAAGACGAGGAAGUCGCUGCGCCUCCCCUCCCCGCCAUCGACCCGGACGACCUCCCGCACCCGCACUCUUUCGUCAAGAUCACGUCGAGCAAAGCCGUCGACUGCAAGAUCUGCGGCGAGCCAACCAAGCGCCACGCCGUCCUCUGCAAAGACUGCGGCUUGAUCGCCCACUCUCGCUGCAAAGAAUUCGCAUCGACCUGCGACUUGCGCGCGCAGUUGCUCGCGUUCGCGGCGGCGCACAGCGGGACUAGUCUCGCGCGAUUCCCGACGUUGCAGGCGGUUGCGUCCCCGCCGCCGCCGGCUUCUUCGACUCCUCCCUCGUUCGCUUUCGCCGACUACCUUCCCUUCAGCAAAUCUCGCCGUCCGAAGCUCUCCUCUCCAGGCUCUACGACAUCGCGCACGCCGCCCUCUUCUCGUCCAACCUCUCCGUCUCGCCGCCCGUUGCGAACCAUCUCGAACGCCCUGAUGCCGACCAAGACUCGCUCACCCCAGUCGACUCCCCCUCCUUCGCUCGGCAAGUCCCGCGUAAGGCCGCAGUCGACGUCUGUCUCGACCACCACAACACCUACAAAGCGUCGAACGGAGAACGCGAGUGCUGGACCGAUCGAGUUGGGUUCUAUGGCGCCGUCGUCGCCUACUCCGCGCGUCAGCAUCGACCUCCCCUCGCGCACGAACGACGUCGCAACGCCCUCACCGACCAAGGCCGCUGCCGAAACGAACCAGAAGCGCCACCUACGCAGCGUCAGCCAGCCCGUCAACGUUCUCUCCAAGUCGCCCGGCGCGGCCUCGUCUUCUAGCAAGCGCAGCGAGUGCACCGUCAUGUAA